Staurois parvus is the source of this 311-nucleotide messenger RNA. The record is from the annotation of a GenBank genome assembly. NCBI's taxonomy places the organism in Eukaryota, Metazoa, Chordata, Amphibia, Anura, Ranidae.
UUUCCUUCCAAUAGUCCUGUAUUAUCGGGCAGUCCCACCAUAGGUGUCCCAUUGUUCCCUUCCAAUAGUCCUGUAUAUUCGGGCAGUCCCACCAUAGGUGUCCCAUUGUUCCCUUCCAAUAGUCCUGUAUAUUCGGGCAGUCCCACCAUAGGUGUCCUAUAGUUCCCUUCCAAUAGUCCUGUAUUAUCGGGCAGUCCCACCAUAGGUGUCCCAUUGUUCCCUUCCAAUAGUCCUGUAUAUUCGGGCAGUCCCACCAUAGGUGACCCAUAGUUCCCUUCCAAUAGUCCUGUAUUAUCGGGCAGUCCCACCAU